AUGCCCGUGACGGACGAGGAGGCCCGGGCUAUCCUCCAGGCGCGAGGGGGUCGCGAGACGCCCGUGACGGAGGAGGAGGCGCGGGGCGGCGAGGAGCUAUCGCGGCGUGGGAAGAAGGCGGUGGCGAAGGAGGCGGGCGAGGCGGUAUCACGCGAGGAAGGCGAGGCGAUUUAUCGCGCGACGCUCGAGUCGCUGUUGGCGUCCACCGGGUGGACGCCGCGCGCCGCGGAGGAGAGGGCGCGCGAGGAGCAGCGUGCGCAUGUUCGGCAGAUGCGCUGGGCAAGGGAGCACGGCCGGGGGGAGCCGGUCCGGUGCUUUGAGGAGGAGUACGACGAAGGCGACGACGCUUUCGACGCGCUCUUCGACGGGGGCUCGGGGUACGGCCUAGCUUUUGGGUAA
Emiliania huxleyi CCMP1516 is the source of this 399-nucleotide messenger RNA. RefSeq lists its product as hypothetical. The record is from RefSeq and is a predicted model, not a curated record. NCBI's taxonomy places the organism in Eukaryota, Haptophyta, Isochrysidales, Noelaerhabdaceae. Bases 1 to 399 code for a protein of 132 amino acids. The transcript has 3 exons.